UACUUUUUCAUAAUUUUCAAAUGAGCUCUGGGAAGUCUUUGAAAUGCUAACAUGGAAUACUUUGUAUGCAGAUCAACUUGUGGUUUUUUCCUAGGAUUUAAUUUUUGUUACAAAAAGGCAAUAUAAAUUGACUCAUAGCCAAACAAGGCUUCUCAGUUGCAGCCAUGGGAUUUCCUGUUCUGCUCCUAAGUAACCAGUAAGGGCAGACCUUACUGUGGCACCUCGUGUUUCCUUAAAUUGCUGCAUAAAAAUUAGUUGAGCGACAUUCCCUUUUCUCUGCCCAGAUCUACUGAAUCAGUACCUCCAGGGUAAAAGUCCAAAAAUCUAUAUUUUUAGUAGGUGUCCCAAUUAAUUCUUGAUUUUACUAAUUUGGAAAACACUGCGUUAGCACAAGCUCCCAUUUAGAAGCUACCAGAACAACAUUUGAGACCAAGGGAUGUCUUUGCAGCCUAUUGCUCUGAGCAGCGUAAGUGAGCAAAAAUGUCGACUAAUGUGGUCCAUUAGUAGCCUCCAUAGAGCUAGGGUAGACUGACCAGUUUAGAAUGCUGUGUGUGUCAAUAGUAUUUGAAGGUUAGGGAGGACAGAGGGAGAAAUGUUAGGGUUAAAUAGAUGGGUGUAUGUAUCCCACAUUAAUAUCUUUUCUCACAAAACCAAAUUAAACUUACUAUUUUGGGCAAUUUAAUCAACAAAAUUAAUCUUGCCAAGGAUAAGUCACCUCUAGAUGAGAGAGUAUUUCAAUUUGGUGCUCAAAAAAUGUGGUUCAGUCACCAGUCAUUCAGAUACAGCUUUGGUUUAUUUUUGUAAAUGAAUACAGAAGAGAUGGAGACUUUUAGAUAAAUAAAUAUGGGCCCAUGUGCCUAAAGGCACCUGGGUAAUUCUGAUAAAACCCAAAUAAACAGAUGGCAAGGAUGAAUUCUAUAUAUACAAAGCUAAGAGGAACUUCAUCAGCCAACAUUUACUGAACACCUCUGAGGUAUACACUAAGGUAUGGAAAACAAAUAGUUUUCCAAAAUGUUUGUACCAAUUUCAUUCAUGCCAGCAAGGUAUAGGAGUUUCUUUUGUUCUGUAUCCUCACCAAAACUUAAAACUUUCAGUCUUUUUAUUCUGGUUGUUUCACUGGAUAUGCAGUGGUAUCCUGUUGAGAUUUUAAGUUGCAUCUUCCUGAUUACUAAUAAAGUAGACUACCUUUCCAUAUAUUUAUUGGCUAUUUGAAUAUCCUCUUAUGAAGUGCUUAUUCAAGUUUCUUGCCCUUGAACUGAUUCUGAGCAGGUGAGUGGGCACAAGGCAGAGAAAGCGGCAUAAAGGUCUUGUAACCAGAGGGACCAGGAGGUGCAAAUCUAUGGUCUUCGGGGAGCAUGGGAGUAAAUAAGUUGAUGCCUCCAGUAACUAAGUUGGAAAUCAGCUGCCAAAAGGCCAAACUUAUCAGAGCCUAUGAAGUAAUGACAGGAAUAUCACACAGAUUUAUGUGAAGUGACACCAAAAAAGUACAGGCAGUCCCAAACUGUAAUACUUAAUGGAUUCUGAGAAAUGUUUGACAAUCAAAUAUAUGAAAGUUACACAAAGCUUAUACAAUGGAAAGACAAUUUAGUUUCCAAUGAGCUAAAAGGUAGUAUUGCAGACCCCUAGUAAUGCCUGCAGUAUAGUUUCCCUCUGGCCUAGGAAACCAGGUGGGCAGAUAAGCAUCUCAGAGGGACGUCAGGGGAGGCUACUGGUUAGCAGGUGGCACAAGAAAUUGGGCCCUCUUGCAUACUUUGUGUGAGCCCACCUCUGUUUCCCAUCCCUUCUGCCGGGACAGCCUCCUGUCUUUAAACUUCUCCCUGAGGGAGCCCGUAAGUGUGGGCAAGGGAGAGGUGGAAAGUCUGUGUUUUCCCUACAAGUGUAAGCCAAAUAGAGCCUUGGCUGCCCCCUAAGCGUGUGCCCAGAGGCUCCGACAGCUGUACCUCCUUGAAAGAGGUCGCAACAAACGCCUUCUGAGACAUCCAGGUACUUCAUGGAAGCCGGGCCUUUUCCCCCAGCAGCAGUAGCUGUUGGGCAUGGCCACCACACAGUAGCUUCAAAUUGCCAUUCUUCAGAGGAGGAGUGAAAGACCAAAUUCAGGAUAUGAAUGGUUGGGGGGUGUGGAGUCCAUGUACCAUGGCAAAAAUGUGGGCUCUGUAGAAGUAUCGGAUUUUCUGCCACAAGAAGGGAAUGUCAACAAAUGCUUUGACUCGCUGGCCUAUUGGAGAGUGGUUCUGUUUUGUUGAGGGCCCUUCUCUAUGUCGUCACACUUCUGUCACUGCAGACAACUGGGCUCUUCACACAAGUACAGGCAGUCCUGGCCCUAGAAUCCUCAUAAACUAUCCUGACAAAAUAUGCCUGUCUCAUACAGACAGGAAAAUGGCUCGCCCAGGCCACUCGUAGAUGGUCUGCUACGAAGCUGUACGAAGCUGGAGUAGUCUCACAGACUCUAAGAGCCAGAGUUUCCACCCAGAUGCCCAGAAACUGAAGCAGUCAGAUCUGGCCUACAUAAAGGAACUUUAUUCUGGGUUACUCCGAGAAUUACAAGUAGUUCCCAGGCUUCGGAUUUAAUGGACUAGUAAGUUUUCAGAAAAGGUUGCAGUGACCCAUAUAAACUUGCCAACCUCUUACUUUCUCAAGUAAGGGCAUGUGACUGUGGUUUCUGUGGGGUGGUAUUUAAUAGUCGUAGCUGUCAUUUAUAAUCUACUACAUGCAAAGCUCUGUGCUGGGUACUUUUCCAGAAAUAGCUCAUUGAUCUUCAUGACGUCACACUGCAAGGUAAGUAUUAUCUUCCUGUCACAGCUAAGGAGAGGCUCAGAGAGGCUGAGUGAAUUGCCUAAUGCCACACAGCUUAUUAGUCGCAGAGCUAGGUUGUGAGCCCAGGUCUAUGGGAUUCCAAAGCCUCUGUCUUUUCCACUAUAUUGCUUAUCACAUCUGAAAUAGGUGUAAAUUAUAUAGAUAUGAUUUUUAAACAUCUGGUUUUCUGAUGAGAUGAUAGGAUGGCUAGAAAUGAGAGUUUUACCUCUGUAGAGAGCUUUGGGUUUCCAAAAAAGUUUUAAGAUCCUUUUUUUCAUCUGACCUACUUCCAUUUUUUCAAUAUUUCUCCAACUGGACUAGAAAAUCCCACAGAAGCUAAUGACACCAUAAUUCUAUCUGACAUGGCAACAUAGUUUUAUGUUAACGUACAGACAUACAUUUGUUCUGACAUGGUGAGGAAUGAAACUUUUUUAAGCCUGUUUUGCUGAAAUGUGACUUGAAAUAAUGUUGUUACAAAAGUAAGCUUAUGGGAGGUUAUGUCAGUGCUCACUGCAUCAUUAAUUAUUUGGCUGUUAGAGUGAGUAGCUCUUAGUGGGAAAGGUUGCCUCACAGAUCUGCCUUAUUGACCACAUACAUGGGGAAGAAACCCCUAUCCCAUUAUUUUUACUGUUUGGCCAGAGAACAAAUGACAAAAGAAUAGAUUGUGUUUGCAUUUGCUAAGAUGACCAAAACCUCUCUUUCGAGAGAGGUGUUAUGGGCUGGACUGUGUUCCCCAAAUGACCACAGGUUGAAGCCCUAAACCUCACUACCUUCGAAUGUAACUGUAUUUGGAGAUAGGACCUUUAAAAGUUAUGUGAGCUCAUACAGACGGGCCCUAAUCCAACCUGACUGGUUUUCUUACAAGAAGAGGGAGAGACACCAGAAAUUCCUGCCCACAGAGGAAGGGCCAGGUGAGGGCGCAGUGGGAAGAGGCCAUCUGCAAGCCAAGGAGCAAAGCCUCAGGAGAAACCAAGCCUGCCAACAGCUCGGUCUUGGACUCCCAGUCUCCAGAACUCUGACAGCCCAGAGCGUGGGUACGGAUUCUGCUCGCAGCUGCAACUGAAAAGCAAGGUUCAGAAAUGUCAGAUAUCCUCCGGGAGCUGCUCCGGGUCUCUGAGAAAGCUGCCAACAUUGCCCGGGCGUGCAGGCAGCAGGAAGCCCUCUUCCAGCUGCUGAUCGAAGAAAAGAAAGAGGGAGAAAAGAACAAGAAAUUUGCAGUUGAUUUCAAGACGCUGGCUGAUGUACUGGUACAGGAAGUUAUAAAACAGAAUAUGGAGAACAAGUUUCCAGGCUUGGAAAAAAAUAUUUUUGGAGAAGAAUCCAAUGAGUUUACUAAUGAUUUGGGGGAAAAGAUUACCUUGAGACUGUGUUCAACAGAGGAAGAAACAGUAGAGCUUCUUAGCAAAGUCCUUAAUGGUAACAAGUUGGCAUCUGAAGCAUUAGCCAAGGUUGUUCAUCAGGAUGUUGCCUUUACUGACCCAACUCUGGAUUCGAUAGAGAUCCACAUUCCACAGGACAGUUUGGGAAUUUGGGUGGAUCCCAUUGAUUCAACUUACCAGUAUAUAAAAGGUUUUGCUGACGUCAAGUCCAACCAGGGAAUCUUUCCCUGCGGACUUCAGUGUGUCACCGUUUUAGUUGGUGUCUACGACAGACAAACAGGGGUGCCCCUGAUGGGGGUCAUCAACCAGCCCUUUGUGUCACAAGACCUAAACACCCUCAGGUGGAAAGGACAGUGCUACUGGGGCCUUUCCUACAUGGGGACCAACAUCCACUCGCUGCAGCAUGCCACCUCUGCAAGAAGCGGCCACGAGACUCAGCCUGGAAACACCAGCUCUGAAGCAGAAUUCUCCCCCCAUUUCUCAGCAGUCAUUAGUACAAGCGAAAAGGAGACUAUCAAAGCCGCACUGUCACGCGUGUGUGGAGAUAGCAUAUUUGGGGCCGCCGGGGCUGGUUACAAGAGCCUAUGUGUUGUCCAAGGCCUCGUUGACAUUUACAUCUUUUCAGAAGACACCACAUUCAAGUGGGACUCCUGUGCUGCUCACGCCAUACUGCGGGCCAUGGGUGGGGGAAUAGUAGACUUGAAAGAAUGCUUAGAAAGAAAUCCCGAAACAGGGCUUGAGUUGCCACAGUUGGUGUACCACGUGGAAAACAAAGGUGCUACCGGAGUGGAUCGCUGGGCCAACAAGGGAGGACUAAUCGCGUACAGAUCCAGGAAGCGGCUAGAGACAUUCCUGAGUCUCCUCAUCCAAAACCUGGAACCUGCAGAGACACAGACAUAGCUGGACGCGACCUCAGUAUACAUGUAAACUGAACUGUGAAGCUGCUUCCCAUUAUCUCUGUCUUUUGAAGAUAGCUUUGUCCUAUUGCUGGUACCAUUCACCUUCCUCUCUCAGGAGCAUUUUUCCAUUAUGUGUUCAUAAUAAUGUUAACUGCAAUAAAUUAAUAUUCAUGCAGCAGUUAAAUUGAUAUAUGAAAUUCUUACAGUAAAUAUUGUGCCAUUAGUAUUCCUUGAACCACUUCAGUAAAAUAUUGAAGAGG
This is a messenger RNA of Microcebus murinus (gray mouse lemur), 5331 nucleotides long. NCBI's taxonomy places the organism in Eukaryota, Metazoa, Chordata, Mammalia, Primates, Cheirogaleidae. The record is from RefSeq and is a predicted model, not a curated record.